CAGUGUGUGUAAAAGUAUUAUUUACUCCAGAACUAGACAUGGCAUUUAAGAUUGCUUGUGUACUGUUGACGUUGGCUGUCGCCUGCUACGGCAUGCCUCACUACGGCGGUGGCCCCGGUAACGGCGGCUACAACCAGGGAGGCCAGGGUGGAUUCGGACAAGGACAGGGUGGAUUCGGUGGUCCUCAGGGCGGCUUCGGUGGCCCUGGAUCACAAGGUGGCCACGGACAGGGAGGAUUCGGUCAGGGUGGUCACGGGCAACAAGGAUUCGGUCAGGGUGGUUUCGGUCACCAAUCUGAGCAAGGAUACGGCCAGGGUGGUCACGGACAACAAGGUUUCGGUCAGGGUGGUCACGGACAACAGGGCUUUGGUCAGGGCGGUCACGGACAACAGGGCUUCGGCCAGGGAGGUCACGGACAACACCAUGGAGGCUACCAGGAACACGGCUACUAAUUUGGGACUAUCGAACAAUUGUAUUAUCGAGAUGUGUUGAUCGACUGAAC
Molecule: messenger RNA, 502 nt
Organism: Ostrinia furnacalis (Asian corn borer)
Lineage: Eukaryota; Metazoa; Arthropoda; Insecta; Lepidoptera; Crambidae
Gene: CPG18
Product: cuticular protein glycine-rich 18
Exons: 4
Coding region: 39-452 (137 amino acids)
Source: RefSeq, a predicted model, not a curated record